AUGACUUCAGAUUGGUCGUUUACCCAAGGAGGUCCUCAAGAAGACCCGAGCAACGAGUUUAAGGUUGGACAACAAUUUGGGAGCAAGAAAGAAGUCAUGUUGGCAGUUAAGCAAUACAGCAUCAGGAGGGCUGUGGAGUACAAAAUAGUAGAGAGUGACCAUUUAAGGUACAAUGCAAGAUGUAUUCAGUUCGGACCCGGUUGUAAUUGGAACAUACUUAUAUCAUAUCGUCGAAAGCAAGAAAGGUGGGAGGUUAGGAGAUACAAUGGUCCUCAUACUUGCAUGCAAACUUCGAUGGGGCAAGAUCAUCGUAGGUUGGAUUCAAAAGUUAUUGCACAACACAUUUUUACAAUGGUCAAGGCCGAUCCAACAAUCAGCACAAGGGUUCUACAAGGAGGUGUGGAGAAUCAUUUUGGUUACAAGGCGUCGUACAGAAAGCUAGUGACACAGCCGUGGCAUACUUCGACCGAUAUUGUGAUGUUUCAUCGGGUCUUUUGGAUGUUUCCACCGUGUGUUGAGGCCUUCAAAAAUUGCAAGCCACUUAUCUCUAUUGAUGGCACCCACCUAUAUGGUAAAUACGGUAGAACUUUGCUGAUGACCAUAGCGCAAGACAGGAAUGCAAACAUUCUACCCAUUGCAUUCACAGUUGUUGAAGGUGAGACAAAGGAAGUGUGGUCGUUCUUUCUUUCGUACUUACGAGAGCAUGUUACACCACAACCAGGGGUGUUAGUGAUUUCAGACAGACACAAGACCAUUGAUGGAGCACUGAAUGCCAAAGGGAGUUUAAGAAAACCGCCUCAUGCAUUCCAAGCAUUUUGUACAAGACACAUUGCAGCCAACUUCAUGACCCACUUUAGGAACAAAGAUUUGAAGAAGGUUCUUAUUAAUGCAGCGUACUCGGGAUCCUGCCUCCCACGGCCUCCGCCGCGUCUGCCUCUCCCCCUGCCUCGCCCCCGUCCCCUACCUCUCCCUCCUCCGGCAGCUGGCCUGAGCUCCGGCAGGUGA
Messenger RNA from Arachis stenosperma, 1005 nucleotides. RefSeq lists its product as uncharacterized. The transcript is spliced from 2 exons. The record is from RefSeq and is a predicted model, not a curated record. The coding region runs from base 1 to 1005 and encodes 334 amino acids. NCBI's taxonomy places the organism in Eukaryota, Viridiplantae, Streptophyta, Magnoliopsida, Fabales, Fabaceae.